Cladocopium goreaui is the source of this 784-nucleotide messenger RNA. The record is from the annotation of a GenBank genome assembly. Lineage: Eukaryota; Dinophyceae; Suessiales; Symbiodiniaceae.
GUUUCCCCAUGGUGGGUGAACGCACCGCUCGCACCGCUCCGCUCCCGCGGCUCCGUGGCCUGCAGCAGUGCACGGCACCGACGGCCGACGGCCUCCGACAGCCACGGGUUCGACGGAUGGCGUCAGAGGUCCUGGACCCGGAGAACGAGGCCAAUGAGGCGGUCGCAGAUUUGCCAGUCAGAACAGCCGCACUGCGCCGUUUCGUCCCGAGACUUCUGCCGCCGGGCCCAGGUCCCAACAUGGUAGACUCUGCCAGUCCGAAUAGUGGCUCCAGUCUACGUGCGGCCUCAGCCCCCUGGUGGGAAGCCAGUGACACUGUGUCGGAUGGGAGCAAUGAAUGGUCCGUGGACGAGUUUACCGAGUACACGAUGGACUCCCACCAUGAUGAGGUCUCAGUCAGUACACAGGCCUCAACCCGUGCGACGACAGGUAGCAACUCGCGACACCAACCAGGCUUCAUGGGAGGUGGGCUGCGUGGGGCAAGAAGUCCUCAUACUUUACUCCGAGGCUGGAGCAACACAGGCUAUCGCGGUCGCUCGGUGACCCGAAGAGAGAGUCAAAGCUCGGGUGCUGCGAUGCGUCAUCGGCAUCCAACGCAUACACCUUCCCGCGGGCCCAAUCCCCGCCGCUUCCUGGACACGGCGUUGGCUCAUCAAGGUGUUGGACACUUGCACUUUCGCCCCAUAGGCCGCGUGCGGGAGGAGUAGAAAUGAUGGCGCCAGCGUCACGGAUAAAAAAAUCGGCCUUGAAUACAGAAAGCCCUGCUCCAGACUUUGAAGAGAAA